Molecule: messenger RNA, 587 nt
Organism: Nycticebus coucang (slow loris)
Lineage: Eukaryota; Metazoa; Chordata; Mammalia; Primates; Lorisidae
Gene: HIGD2A
Product: HIG1 hypoxia inducible domain family member 2A
Exons: 2
Coding region: 1-321 (106 amino acids)
Biological process (GO): mitochondrial respirasome assembly
Cellular component (GO): mitochondrion
Source: RefSeq, a predicted model, not a curated record
AUGGCAAGUCCUGGCCCUGUGACUCCGAAGGCACCCUUUGAACCAUCGCAGCCCCCUGUCAUUGAGGGCUUUAGCCCUAGUGUCUACAGCAAUACAGAAAGCUUCAAGGAAAAGUUCCUUCGCAAGACCCGAGAGAACCCAGUGGUACCCAUAGGUUGCCUGGGCACGGCAGCCGCCCUCACCUACGGUCUCUACUGCUUCCACCUGGGCCACAGCCAGCGCUCGCAGCUCAUGAUGCGCACUCGGAUCGCCGCCCAGGGCUUCACGGUCACGGCCAUCUUGCUGGGUCUAGCUGCAUCCGCUAUGAAGUCUCGAUCCUGAGCCUUCGGCCUGCCCUUGAAAGCUUCUCAGAUUAUUCCAAGACCCAGGAGCAGCCACCAGCCCUGCCAUGAAACAUAGUCCCUCCUCUCCUCCGAAAGGCGGCUAUGUCAAUGGAGGAGGAACUGGCUGGUUGGGUAACCAAAAUCAACAGAUUUUUUCAGAAAUCCCAGAUUUUGUUCAGUUUGGAUGCUGCAUACUUCUAUUUAUGCCACAGCUCCUCCACUCCCUACUUAAUAAACUAAUCCACGUGUAGGUUGGUGAAUUCA